Messenger RNA from Thelazia callipaeda (thelaziosis nematode), 4457 nucleotides. The record is from the annotation of a GenBank genome assembly. NCBI's taxonomy places the organism in Eukaryota, Metazoa, Nematoda, Chromadorea, Rhabditida, Thelaziidae.
AUGAUAAGUAGAUCGAGGUUUAAGUAUGUCGCGCAUAUGCAUUCAUAUUACGCUGGUAGAGGGUCAUCUUUUCAAGCAAGAACCGCGAAUACUUCUUUCGACAUAGAUGUUGUAACGAACAGUUAUGGAAAGAAGGCGAGGCAUGAUACGGUAGUCAUCAGAAGUAAGAAAAUAAGUCCGGAAGUUUAUCGAAUGGUGCUUCCUCCACCUAAUAUUACUGGUAACCUCCAUAUCGGUCACGCUUUAACAGUAACUGUGGAAGAUGCUAUUUGUCGGUAUCGACGCCUGCGGGGACAACAAGUUACGUGGUAUCCUGGAUUCGAUCAUGCUGGAAUCGCUACACAAGUCGUUGUUGAAACUAUGCUUUGGAAUAAGAUGAAAUUACGAAGACAUGAAGUCACACAAAGUUAUUUUCUCGAACUCUGUCGAAAAUGGAAACAAGAGUACAAAAAUAUUGGUCGUACAUUUGUACGUUUCAGGCGUGUAAAUGAUAUCUCUAAGCAGUUGAAAGCUCUUGGUGCAACACUUGAUUGGCAUAAUGUUUAUUAUACAUUAGAUGAUAAGUUUUCUGAAGCAGUGAAAAUUGCGUUUUGUCAGUUGUACGAUAAAGGCAUUAUAUUCAAUGACUUAAGGAUGAUUAAUUGGUGCCCUACUCUACGAAGCUCGAUUUCUGAUCAAGAAGUAAAUAUUGUGGAUGUUGGAAAAAGUAAAUCUCUAGGUUGUGUUAUGUAUGGUUGUCAAAGGAAUUUGACCGAUGUUGGUAUUAUGCAUUUAAUACGUUAUGAACUUCUGAGUGGGGACAGUUUCUGUGGUAAUAAUUAUUUGGAAGUUGGAACCACGAGGCCAGAAACGCUGUUUGAUGAUAUUGCUUUGGCUGUAAAUCCAAAUGAUGAACGUUAUGCAAAGCAUAUUGGUUCUCACGUUAGGCAUCCGUUUUUUCCUAAUCGUUUAUUACCUGUUGUAGCUGAUCUGCUUGUUAAUAUUAAUAAAGGAACUGGUGUUUUAAAGGUAGCACCAACGCAUGGCUUGAUUGAUUUCCAAAUUGCGAAAAAACAUAAGGAUUUUAUUAAUGAUGAAGAUUUAAAUCGAUCUUGUAUUGAUGAAUCCGGUCGUCUUAUAAACACUUCAGACUUUGAUGGGAUUGAUCGAUUUGAGGCCAGAAGAAAGAUCAUAGACAAGCUUUCUGCAUGUAAUAAAUAUGGUGGAACUAUACCUUACCCUGAACAUCAACUAAAGAUUUGUAGUAGAACCGGAGACGUCAUUGAACCGAUGGUCAAAAAACAAUGGUUCAUGAACUGUGUAGAUAUGAAUAAUAGAGCCUUGGAAGCCAUUGAGAAUGGUGUGAUAACUAUUGCUCCAAAAUCGAUGCAAAUACAUCUAGAAAAUUGGUUAAGUAAAAAAGAGCCUUGGUGCUUGAGUAGACAGCUGGAUUGGGGACAACAAAUACCCGCCUUUCGCGUAGAUCCGAAUAGUGAAUGGAUAGUAGCUCUUGAUAAGGUUGAAGCGCAGCGUGCAUGUGGUCGAAGAAUAACAGAAAUAGAUUUGGAACAAGAAAAAGAUGUUUUGGACACAUGGUUUUGUUCAGCACUUAUUCCUAUCGUUCUCUCUGGUUGGCCAAAAAAAGAAAUAAAAUAUGUUCCGCUAACAAUGCUGGAAACAGGAUUUGACAUUGCUGGUUUUUGGGUGGCAAGAAUGAUUACAGUUUGUCACAGCCUAACAGGUUACUGGCCAUUUUCCCAAGUGCUACUGCAUGGUUUAGUGCGUGAUGAAAAUGGAAAAAAAAUGAGCAAAUCUAUUGGCAAUAUAAUUGAUCCAAUGGAUGUUAUUGAUGGUAUUUCUAUUCAGAAAAUGUUGGAGCGUUUGAAUGAAAGUAAUAUUUCUGAGGUCGAAAAAAAAACAGCAUCUAUCUCGUUGCAAUCUCGAUUUCCCAAAGGAAUUCGUCGGUGCGGUCCAGACGCCUUACGUUUUGCCUUACUUCGACAUGACGUUACAGCUACAGAUAUUAAUAUUGAUAUUGUGCAGACAGCUGAAGAAGGUUUGAGGUUCUGCAAUAAGCUAUGGAAUCUUUGUGCUUAUGCGAAGAAGUUGUGGGAGAGUUGUCGUGAAGAAGCUCUUGACGACUUAAGCGUUCAUCGAAUUGAAGAUCGCUGGAUUCAAAGUAGGCUGGAGAGUUCCUUGAUGGUGAUGACUAAAAAAAUGGAAUCAAAUUCUCUUCAUUUAGCUUUCAAUGCAUUACACAAAUUUUUCUGCAAUGAUUUGUGCGAUGUUUAUAUAGAAACUACAAAAAAAGCACUUUGGCGCAAGGAACAUUUGAGGUUGAAAGUUAUUGCUGAGAAUCUACAUGACAUUAUUGAAAAAUCACUUGUUCAUCUUUCGAUUUUUAUGCCAUUUAUAAGCGAAUAUCUUUUCGAUAAUAUAAAACGGAAUGAGGAGCAAAGCGUUUACAAUUAUUUAUCAGAAAGGCAUUUGAAGUUUUAUAAAAUUGAUAAGAAACUUGAAGAAGACAUGUCAUUCGUUCUAGAACUGAUUACAGCAGUACGAUCAAUACGAUCACAUUUUCAUAUUGCAGCGAAGAAUCCUUUGAAAGUGUCAUGCCAAACGGAAAGUUGCGAUUUAAAAAAUUUCGAGUCCAUGAUAUAUGAACUUUGUAAUGUGACUCUACGGAUGACAGAUCCGGAAAAAUGUAAUAAUCACUAUAUACCUUUUCCAUUACGCGGUUAUUCGACAGAAAUUAAUGUCUUUAUUGAGGAUACUUUUGGUUCACUGAUCAAGACAGAAUUAUUAAGGAGAUUGCAAAAGGCACAGAAAAGAAAAAAUCAGUUUUUGCAUCGUGUUGAAAAACAUCAAAAACUAGCUAAAAGUGUUGUUAAAAAUAAUUCAGUAGAAUGUCACGAGCGCAAGAUUUUUCAGGCAAAAGCGGUGGUGAAUGGUAUGGAAGAAGAAAUUUUAAAAUUAGAGAACUUAAUUAAGCAAAGUAUGGAUAUAAAAGGAAACUUCAAGGAUUUAUUGUUAGCAGUAGUGUGUGUUUUUCAUAUCACUAUAGCACCUUAUACAAAAGUUGAGGAAAGUUUCAAUGUUCAAGCAUAUGAUCAUCAUAAAUUUCCCGGAGUAGUACCACGUACUUUCACUGGUGCUUUGGCACUUAGUGCUCCACUACUUCCUGUUGUUCACAUUUUUGAGUAUUUUAAUAUCUCAAAAUAUUGGAUGCUCUAUGGAAUGAGAUUGGUGCUUGGUCUGUCUGUGUUAUUCGCGUUUAUUGAGUUUAUUAAACGAAUCGACAAGCAGUUUGGUCAAUUGUCAGGCGAUUUUCUGAGAUUGCUGACAGCAACACAGUUUCAUUUUAUGUUCUAUUGUUCCAGGCCUCUUCCAAAUAUCUUUGCUUUGUACGGUGGUAAGAUUUUCUGGACAUAUCAAAAAAUUCUUGAUCGCCAUUGGAUUUGUGCAGCAGGAAUUGCAACUGUUUUUACUUUGCUGUUUCGAUGUGAAUUAAUCUUAUUUUAUGCCUGUAUUUUCUUUUAUCCUAUAUUAACGAGAAAAUUUUCUUUAUUCUCUUGGAAUGGAGCAGUGGUAUAUUGUUGUUUCGUUGCAUUUUUAGCAUUAGGCAUAUCGAUACCAAUUGACUCUUAUUUGUGGCGACGAUGGUUGUGGCCAGAAGGAGAAGUUUGGUGGUUCAAUGUGAUAUUAAAUAGAAGUAAGGAGUAUGGGGUCUUACCUUUUUCCUGGUAUUUUUAUUCCGCUAUUCCAAGAGCGCUUUCGGUUUCAUGCGUUUUUGUACCUAUAGGAUUGAUUUCAGAUCGUCGUUUAGCACCUAUAGUAACACCUGUUUUGUUAUACGUUUUGCUUUAUUCUUUUCUUCCACAUAAGGAACUUCGAUUUAUCAUCUAUGCCAUCCCAAUUUUGAAUGUUUCAGUGGCCGUCUGUUAUGCUAGAAUAUGGAUCUCUCGUCGGAAAUCAUUGUUCAGAAUGUUAUUGGCUGUUGCAGUCUUAGUAAAUUUGCUUUUGAAUAUCAUUUGCACGGCAGCAUUUUUAUUUGCAAGUUCAAAAAAUUAUCCUGGUGCAGAAGCGCUCGUUUCUCUUCAGCAUAUGCAACGUUCUGAUCACAACAAACCGGUUUCGGUUUAUAUUGAUACUUAUGCAGCUCAAACAGGUGUUUGUCGAUUCCUACAGCUGUAUGAUACUUGGGAGUACAACAAAACUGAAAACUUAAAGUCAUCGCAAAUGGAACGUUUUGAUUUCUUAAUACUUGGUUCAUACACUGAAUCCGACAUUACCAAUUUCACUACUCUGCAAUUUCAUUCAACUCAUCAAAUCUUGCAUUCUGUCAAAGCAUUUCAAGGAAUUGAAUUACAGCGACUAUAUUUGUUGCCAUAUUAUUGGCCUGUUGUCAAGUUUAGAACUCAAUUAGUAGUUAUGGAAAAAAUCUUAAUUGUGACAGUUGUUCAUGUGGUUGUGUGAUU